UUCUGUUUAAAAACACUCAUUCUUACAGAAUCAUCACUACUUUUCAGAAUUUUUAUCAAUAAUUGUGGUUUUUGCAGAAUUUGUGUUUAUUUGUUCAUUAUAAAUGGGAUGUAAUUCAGUAUCCAGGCCGGCAGGGGGCGCGCACCGAUAUUAAAAUGUUGCGCGUUCAACGGGAAAAAAAAAAAAAAAAAGAUCGCAGGCUCUGCGGAGUCUGCGCAUUUCUCCCCGCUCCGAACUUUCGGGAGAACCCAGGAGGAAGGAGGGGAGGAUCAACGCCAUUUUUUUCCUGUGCAGGUCCAGGGUUUUACAGGACAGUCCAGGUGCAGGGAGAACCAUGUCGACCCCGUGGCAGGAAGAGGAUGACGAGUUAAAAGCAGGAGUAAAAGGACUGAAACCCAAACCCAGGUUCUCCUUCAACGAGAUUCGGGUGCUGCUGGACGCCGUGAAGAGGAACAGAUUCAUCCUGCUCAGGAAGUUUAACCAGGGUGUGUCCACAGACACCAAGAAACAGACCUGGGCUGAGAUCACGAACCAGGUCAACGGUUUGGGAGAGAACCACAGAGAGGUGCGGCAGAUCAUGAAGAAAUGGACCGACCUGAAAUGUGACGGGAAGCGUCGCAUCAUGGCGUCACGGGGCCCCAACGGAGUCAAGCUGAGGAAGAAGAUCCUGGGCCCCGUGGAGAGGAUGGUCCACAAGAUCCUGAUGAUGAGUCCUACUGGAGGAGAUGGAGACAGUGACCCGGAGCUGAGUCAGGAUGAGGACUUUCCAAAGUCCUUCAAAGAAGCCCCGCCCUACUCCUACCUGAACCUUAACGAGAGCUCGCCGUCUUUCCAGGAAGGUUAUCUCUUUGACCUUUCACCUCUGUCCUCUCCAGAGAAAGAACUGGGUGAUCCUCUUCACUCCUCCUCUGACUUUGACCUGGCUGAUGAUGGAGAACAAACGAUGGAUUUUGAUGAAAUCGACGACUCAGUGUUCCCCUCCCUGCCCCCMUCCUCCGCCUCCCUGGACCCCCCUCCUGACAACUCCCUGCUGAGGUUGAAGCCCCUUCACACGUACUCCAGAACCCACCAGAACUCCAGCAAACCUGCUCCUGGUCCUGGUCCCUCCUCCUCUGCUGCGCCUCCUCCUCCACAGACACCCACUGUGACCCCCUCCUCCCUCCCCCCCUCCUCCUCCUCAGCUUCAGUUACAACCAACGGUUCUGCUCCUGCAGCCUCCUCCUCUUCCUCCUCCGGCCCCCCGGACCCCCUCCCUCCUGGAUGUUCCCAGCGCAGGUCUCAGGAGCAGGUGGCCCAGUUGGCCUCUCAGAGCGUGCAGCAGCAGCGGGCCAGCCGGAUGCUCCUGACCUCGGUGUCCCGGUCUCUGGAGACCCUGGCCCAGUCCGUCCAGCUGCUGGUGGAGAGCCAGCAGGAGUUUGUUCAGGAGUCCCUGCUGCUGCAGAGGGAGACCGUGGACAUCCUGAGGGACUUCUCCAACACCACACUCAGCAUGCUGAGGGACAAAACCAACAGUGGACCUCUGCAGACACAUCCUCCUCCUCCUCCUCCUCCUCCUCUUCACCAUCAUCAUCCUCAUCAUCCCACAGCACGGUUCUGAACUGUGAGGGAGGAGACGAGAGGAGCAGGACUGAGACAGUCAGCCUCCAUGUUGUCUCCUCGUCUACAGGGACAGACACGUUUGGUUUUAGACUUUUAUUCAAG
Molecule: messenger RNA, 1701 nt
Organism: Austrofundulus limnaeus
Lineage: Eukaryota; Metazoa; Chordata; Actinopteri; Cyprinodontiformes; Rivulidae
Product: delphilin
Exons: 7
Coding region: 335-1597 (420 amino acids)
Cellular component (GO): nucleus
Source: RefSeq, a predicted model, not a curated record